Molecule: messenger RNA, 1256 nt
Organism: Passer domesticus (house sparrow)
Lineage: Eukaryota; Metazoa; Chordata; Aves; Passeriformes; Passeridae
Gene: SAMD1
Product: sterile alpha motif domain containing 1
Exons: 3
Coding region: 54-1241 (395 amino acids)
Source: RefSeq, a predicted model, not a curated record
AGGAGGAGGAAGGGGCGCGGGAGGGGGGGGCCGGCGGUGCCGCGGGGGGGGCCAUGGCGGUGCCGCCGCCGCCGCCGCCGGCGCCCCGAGCAGGCCCCGCGGUACCAGGAGUGGAUCCUGGACACCAUCGACUCGCUGCGUUCGCGCAAGGCGCGGCCGGACCUGGAGCGCAUCUGCCGCAUGGUGCGGCGGCGGCACGGCCCCGAGCCCGAGCGCACCCGUGCCGAGCUGGAGAAGCUGAUCCAGCAGCGCGCCGUGCUCCGCGUCUCCUACAAGGGCAGCAUCUCGUACCGCAACGCCGCCCGCGUGCAGCCGCCGCGCCGCCCGCCGCCGCCCCGCCCCGCCGCCCGCCGCCCGUCAGCCUCCGCGACACCGCGCGGCUGCUCGGCGGCGACGGCCGCCUCACCCGCGGCCGCCUCCAGGGCUCGGCCGCACCCGGCGGCGGCGGGGGGGCUGCCGGCGCGGCCCCCGGGGCGGGCGGCGGCGGCGGAGCGGGCGGCGGGGCCCGGCCCGAGCGCACCCGGCUGGGCGCCAUCGCCACGGCCCGCGGGGAGCGCGGGAGAGCGGCCGCGGGGAGGGCGCGGAAGCCCCCCUGCAGCAGCAGCGAGGCCUCGGCGCGGGAGGAGGAGGAGGAGGAGGAAGAUGAGGACGAGGAAGACGAGGACGGGACCGGCUCGGAGGCCUCGGAGGACGCGGGGCCCCCCCGGCAGCUGAACGGGGAGGGCCGGGGGGGGCCCCCCCUGCGCCCCCCGGGGCAGCCGCCCCCCGAGCGGCCCCCCCAGCCCAAGGCCUGCGCCCCGGGGGAGGGGGGCUGCCAGCACAUGGCCCCCCUCAAAAAGGAGGGGGCCUUCGGGCAGCCCGACAGAGCAGUGUCCCCGGCGCUGGCGGGGGCCGAGCCCUCGGUGCCGCUGUCCCCGGGCAGGCCGGGCCCCAGGCUGCCGAGGGGGCCCCGUUCAGCUGCACGUGAGUCAGGGGCCCGGUGUCCCCUUGUGGCCCCUGUGUCACCCAUGUCCUACCCAGUGUUCAUCUGUGUCCCCUUAGUUCACCCAUGUCCCACCCAGUGUCCCUUGUGCACCUCUGUGUCACCCUUGUCCCAUCGAGUGUUCCUCUGUGUCACCCAUGUCCUACCCAGUGUCCCUCUGUGUCCCACUCAGUGUCCCACUGUCCCAUCACCAUUGUCUCUGUGUCCCCCUGGAUGUCCCUGUCACCAUGUCCCCUAUGUCACCCCUCUGUUGCUGUGACCCUGUCCCCACAGU